Messenger RNA from Salmo salar (Atlantic salmon), 1199 nucleotides. RefSeq lists its product as uncharacterized. Lineage: Eukaryota; Metazoa; Chordata; Actinopteri; Salmoniformes; Salmonidae. The record is from RefSeq and is a predicted model, not a curated record.
GUCACUGUCCCACCCUUUCAUAUCAAAUUUACUUUGAAGGCUCAGUAUAUUCUAUAAAUUAUGAUUCUGGUUUUAUUUGUUACAGGCGAUACUCACCAAUCUGGGUGCCGUUUGCGUGGGAAUGCUUUUGCAUUCCGGUGUGCGCUCUAUAAAAUUGUUGGGGGGUGCGGUGAGCCUGCAGACAUUGCAGAUCCUACAACCAAGAAAGCACAACAGCAUUGCCACACCAGACUUUUACAAGUCAGCAUCCACAAGGCGAGGCAACGGAGAAAAUCUACCAUGUCAGGAGAAGAAAUCAUCUACACCACCUACAAGCACAUGGAAGUAACAGGGAAGAUGGCGUCAGUCCAAAAGUGCUUCUUUCUAAACAAACUAGUCCUCAAUGUCAAGGAGAUGCAAAUAAAUGAGAAAAACAAUCAUGAAGUGACCGUCUACCACUUGAAAAGGGAUUCGAAAUCUGUUGGAUUGGCGUUCAGUUUCCUGCAUAAUAAACAGCGAGUUUUCUCUGUUGUCGACGGGGAUGAAUUGAAGCUAGAGAUGAAACCAGACGUGAAAACAGCCUGUUCAGACGAGAAUUGCCUGUUCCAGUGGCAUGAGAAGACAGGGGAGUGGGGCAUCCUGAAAUCUGUGGCGGAACCUCAAAAGUACCUCUGUAUCGUCAACAACAAGGUCACCAUCGGCCCAGAGGAAAAGAAGGGUACAUUUCGGCUGACAUCAAAGUGAAUCAGUACAUUAGACAUCUUGACAGUGUCGGCAUAGAUAACCGGCUUGUCUUCUGGGGUCAGAAAAAUACUUGUCUUUGUGAAUUAUCCCUUUAAAUAGGAUGAUAAGCAUCUUUCAUUAUUACAGGCCACUAUUAUAUCCAUGAUUAUGUGUAUUUUAGUCGAGAAAAACCUGUUGUGGAAGGUGCUACCCUGCUUACAGACACCUGCACACUCAACAUCAAGAUUCAGUACAUAGUUUGUCUGAGAAUUGAAUUCUGAAUACAAGUUGAAUUACUUUGUAAAAGGAAUGAUGGGAGACAGAGAGAGAAACACUGUAUAUAGACAUAAUUAAUUUGAAUGUCUUCAUUCUUUUGGAAAUACAGUGUCAUUUUGUUUUUAACUUUUGUUAUUGAUUUCACUUCCUUUGGCAUUGUGACCAUAUGUUUUCCCAGGGAGAGGGAGGGAGAGACUUUUAUUAAAGAAUGUGAAACAAUA